GAGAUAACUCUUAAUUCUUAAAUGUCAUUUUAGGAUUUUAGGAACGUCAAGUUCUCACAGAACGAAAGUGACAAAAAGUCCACCAAUGACGAGACUAUUGUAUCAUGGCAGAUAGACUUCAAACCGUCCUGGGUCAUUUGGCCAAAGAACAUGGGCCUAAGCGAAUUGUUAAUUUCAGUUCAGCAUCUGCAGGUACACAUACUUAUGACAGCACUGGAAUAUUUCAGUAUACACUGGACAGUCCAAAACUGAGCACUGAGCAGAGAACAUUCUAUGAAGAUAAUGGAUUUCUGGUCAUAAAGAAACUGGUAUCCAAGGAAAAUUUGGAUAAAUAUAGAGAGCGUUUUGAAAGGAUUUGUAAAAAAGAAAUACAAGUGCCUGGUUUAAUUGUAAUGAGAGAUGUUGCCAUUGCUAAGUCAGAGUUUGUUGCAGGAGAAAAAGCUGUCACAAAAAUACAAGACUUUCAAAAUGAUGAGGUUCUCUUUGAAUACUGCACCCUUCCUGAGGUGCUUGAUUACGUGGAAUGUUUUACUGGUCCCAACAUCCUAGCUAUGCACACAAUGCUGAUCAACAAACCACCAGAUCCAGGAAAGAAAUCAUCUCGGCAUCCUUUGCACCAAGACUUGCACUAUUUUCCAUUCCGACCUGCUAACAGGAUUGUGUGUUCCUGGACAGCCAUGCAGAAAAUCAAUCGUCAAAAUGGCGGUCUUGUUGUUAUCCCUGGAACACACAAAGGACAACUACUGGAACAUGAGUAUCCCAAGUGGGAGGGAGGAGUAAACAAAAUGUAUCAUGGCAUCCGUGACUUUGAUCCAAACAGUGCUAGAGUACAUUUGGACAUGGAGGAAGGUGAUACAGUAUUCUUCCACCCAAUUCUUAUCCAUGGGUCUGGCAUGAACAAAACCGAUGGAUUCAGAAAGUCUAUCUCAAGCCAUUUCUCUACCGGUGACUGCGAGUACAUAGAUGUUAGCAAGUCCACACAGGGAAUUAUAGCAGAUGAAGUGCUGGACCUUGUGGUGAAACGAGUCGGAGUGAAAAAAGAUGAAGUCGACUAUCAGGAUAUAUGGAGGUACAAAAGUCGCCUAGUCAGAGGAGUUGACCAAAACCAGUGACAUUUUCUUCCAGAAUGUUGCAGUGAUUAAACUGUAGUACCACAAGGACUUUUUAAGUUCAGAGUAUGGAUAUAUUGGACAAGUAUUUACCCAUGAUUAAUAACCACACUGCAAAGUAAAUCAGUCUUUUAAAUGGUGCAUUGUGUCUUAUCGUAUGGUUUGAUUUUGCAAAUAGGACUGAAAGUCAAGUGGCAAAAUUUAAGUUUUUUCAAUUUACCCAUAAAGUUUUUGCAUUGUUUAAAUUAUCUUAAUGAUGUAUGUUCUUGACAUUUAUGAUGUUUAAAAAUACUGGAACUUGAAAGAAAAGAAAAAAAGCUUUAUUUAAUAACACACAAUCAACACAUUGUCAUUAGAGUAAUAUGGCAUCAGACAUAUUUAAGGACAGAUAAUUUGGGAUCUUUUACAUGCACCAUCCCAUAGACAGGAUAGUACAUACCAUGGUUUUUGUUGCACCAUUUAUGAAGCACUGGCUGGAGUGAGAAAUACAGUGGACCCUGUUCAAGCCGGCAUCUGUCUAAACCAGAUUUCUGUGGAAACCGGCACAUUUUUAAAGUCCUGUCCAGCUACCAUUAAUUUAUUAGGAACACAACUCUGCCUACACUGGAUGCUGUCUGAUCCGGACUUCGGAUGCAAUUUUAAGUGUCAGUUUGUCAAUUGGGAGAGAAAAAGAGUAGGUCCAUAUUUCUACAUAUACAUAUUCUAAGCAAGACAAUUCAAGUAUAUUGUUGUUUUAAUUAUUAAAAAGGGCUAUAUUUGUAGGAAAUAUGUCACAGGGAAUACAAACUGAGAAUCCCAUUUUGAAAAAGCUGUCUUUUAAAUGGUAUAAUACAUGAAAAUGUAUAAUUUGCAGCUUUAUAAACUAUAUUUAUUACGGGUUUCGCUGUACUAUGAUAUUUUAUUGUAUUUUCAAUUGCAGUGCACUGGUUAAAUGACAUCACAUGUGAAAUCAUUUGGGAUAUUUUUGUUUAUAUUUUCAAAAAUUUCUUAAAAUAUAAACACUUAUAAAAAAAUUCCCCAAAGCAGAGUUUAGUGGAUUUUGGAUAUGAUGUUCUGCAAAACACAGCACUUUUAAUGAUACCAAAAUCAUUUCUAUACCAUUUGUUUUCCAGGUUCGACCACUUUUUCACCUACAAUGACCAGAUUAUGGGCUCUGUCCCACCCCAAUAAUUGUACUUGACAGUUCCUCCCUCAUAUUAAUUUUGCUUUCUGAUUCAAACAAAAAGUGUUGUUCUAGUCGUCAUAAGUGGUACUAUGAAGAAUAAAUAAUUGUAAACUUUAGAUGAAUUAAUCUGUACUAUCGAAGAUAUAGGCAAUUUUGAGGUGUACCAGUUCUUCUAAGAAAACUUAAGUUAUAGUUUAGUUAACAAUUUAUACUUACAAAUAAAUAUUUGGAAUUGUUCAGUUCUUAAAUAAAAUUGUGAUCAUCAUACUAUUUAAAAUUGGUUUAUUAUAGAUUUUUAUAUUAUACCCAGAUAAGAUAGUUCACAUUGUUUUGUUUAAAGAUGUCUUCACCAAGUUUUUGCCUUUGUGGUUUUUAUUGUACAUUUUUAAAUAAUUAAUUCUUGAAAUACUGUACAUUAGAACAGUCAUUUUAACUGAUGAUUGAUUUUUUUCAAUUUAUAUUUUAUUCUGUUAUUCCAGUAAGUGUCAUUUUAAUGUAUAAUUUUAUAAAUAUGCAAUUAAUA
Messenger RNA from Gigantopelta aegis, 2797 nucleotides. Its product is annotated as phytanoyl-CoA dioxygenase, peroxisomal-like. The coding region runs from base 105 to 1112 and encodes 335 amino acids. The record is from RefSeq and is a predicted model, not a curated record. Gene Ontology annotation, biological process: fatty acid alpha-oxidation. Gene Ontology annotation, molecular function: phytanoyl-CoA dioxygenase activity. The transcript has 9 exons. NCBI's taxonomy places the organism in Eukaryota, Metazoa, Mollusca, Gastropoda, Neomphalida, Peltospiridae.